This is a messenger RNA of Rhagoletis zephyria (snowberry fruit fly), 1154 nucleotides long. RefSeq lists its product as uncharacterized. NCBI's taxonomy places the organism in Eukaryota, Metazoa, Arthropoda, Insecta, Diptera, Tephritidae. Gene Ontology annotation, biological process: regulation of transcription by RNA polymerase II. The record is from RefSeq and is a predicted model, not a curated record. Gene Ontology annotation, cellular component: transcription regulator complex; nucleus.
UGCAGCACGACGACUAUCGUACAGCAUUGUCGGUUGCUUGUCGUCAUGUACGAUAGCACGCUUGCAGUUUGUUUAUGUUUUUCGGUGGGUGCGUUUACUACGAGUUCUGUCACAAAAAUGUCUUCUGAAAUUGUAAAUUCGUGCAAUUAAUAGAAAAUCGCGCGUGCCUAUACAAUAAUAAUUUACAAGAAUAUUCCAACAAAAAUAUAACGGAAAGAGCUUGGAGCGAAAUAGCUCAACAAAUGAAUUGGUCAGUAGCAGAGUGUAAGGAGAAGUGGAGAAACAUAAGGAAUGGUUUCGUUCGCAGCCUCAAGCCGCCUCCGAGCGGCUCAUCUUCAAAAAUUAAGAAAAAGUAUUAUUUGCACGAAGUAAUGCAGUUUGUGUUGCCGUAUGUUAAACCAGUCCAACACGCUGAGCAAACUGGUAACAUUACCUUGUCAGAUUGCGAUGUAUAUCAUGCGGAAGAAGUCACGACGAUGGAAGAUGGGCACGAAAGCGACAUAACCUUUGAAACGGCACAGAACACUUCAGCAAGUACGGGGCAAAAAAAAAACGUAAGAAAGGCUCUGCCGGAAACGACGAAGUCGAAGAGGCCGUCUUAGGCUACAUUACUAACAGAAACGCAAAGAAAACCGAAGACGAUUCUCGCAAACUGUUUCUGCUAAGCUUACUCCCGGACGUAAAUAGCUAAUCAGCCGCGAGUUUCAGGCAAUUCAAAAUAAGAUCUUUGCUCCUGGUGGAAGACCUGUUGAAGAACGAAAACGAAGAAUUUAUUUUACCAAAUCAGGCUUCGCCGUUCGUAGCUACUCCCACACCUUCUCCAAGUGAUGCACCUACACCUUCUCAUAUGAUUUACGCUGAAAUCUCACGACUUCAUUUCUGAUGACUCACAUGCCCCCACUUUUGCUAGUAUGCCUGCUACUUCACCCGAUAUAGCACCAACUCCGCCAGUUGUAGCACUCACUACAAAGCAGAUAGCUUUCCGGUGAUGACCCAGGGUGGAACUCAAACGUUUUUCUUUAAAAAGCAAUGAAAUAAAAAAUAAAAAUGUAUUUGUACAAAGACAAAUAAAAAGAGAGAAGUUGCUGUAUUUGAACUGUUUUUCUUGUUGUAGCUUAAGCGACGUUGCUGGCCCAACUUAGGUCACCCUAGCU